AUGGAGCGCCCAGCGGCAGAGAACGGUUACUGGCAUCGAGUGAACCCCGGCCGCCCGGGGCCUUCCAAGCUCCACAUCGCUACCCAGGCGCUCUUCCGGCUCAUCAAGGAAGAACAGUCGUAUCACAAGGAGCUCAAGCAACAGAAACAACGAGUCGAGAGACUCAAGGCCGACUUCACCAAUGGUGUCAAUAUCGAUGAGAACUCAGAGUAUAUCAUCCGCCAAGAGACCCGUACUGCCACGUCACAAAAGUCAAUGGAGCGGAGACGCGCAGCCGAGAUCAUCAUGUGCGCCCCCGCCUUACCCCUUCAUGAGAAGAUCAAGGAGGGCAUGCGGUCCGUCCAAGAAGAGCUUGCCUACGCCGACGACCCCACUCCUGUCGAAGAGUUGGAGAAUGCGAAAAAGGCUCUCGAUUUGGGGAGGGAAGUUUUAGGCCUCCCUCCAAUCAACGCCGAUGACUUUUAG
Messenger RNA from Parascedosporium putredinis, 465 nucleotides. Lineage: Eukaryota; Fungi; Ascomycota; Sordariomycetes; Microascales; Microascaceae. The record is from the annotation of a GenBank genome assembly.